ACCAGCGCUGCUGCUGGCUGCCUACGUCAGAGGUGGUACUGCGGCGCAGUGUCGGGCUGCAGCAUGGUGGGACAGAUGCGCAGGAGGAUGCGACACACGGGCUGAAGAAAGUUUUAAGAUGCUGCACAAAGCAGCGGACUUCACAUGGCGCAAAUAGGGCUGCAACCAAGACAUCGAAACCUCCUUAGCUUCUGAUGCGAGGAUUGUUUUCUUUUCGCUGCCUGGACACACACGUAGCCUACAUACACUCAUACACCGGCCUGUGUGUCACGGCCACUCCACCUGCAUGAUCUGUGAGCCAGGUGAGUCGGGAGUGUAAACACGAGUAGUGGGUGUGGUGUCAUUCUCAUAGUCUGUGUGACCCACUACAUAUAGGCCAGUGGCAAACUGGUGAGACAGCUUUUCGUUUACACAAAGCAACGCAGCAGCAGCGGGACGCGGGCUGUUGUCUUUGGCUCGUCCUGUAUAAUAAUCUAUCAUUAGUAGAAAAUAUCCAGAAGAACUGACGUCGGCUGCUGAGCCCGCAGGAUGAACUUCAAGAACUUGAGGGAGUACCUGGCCUGGCUGUACUACCAGUACCUUCUCAUCACAGGCAUCUAUGUCCUGGAGCCGUGGGAAAAGUCCAUCUUUAACUCCAUCCUCUUCUCUGCCAUCGCCAUGGUGAUCUACACCUCAUAUGUCUUUGUGCCCAUUCACGUACGUCUGGCAUUGGAGUUUUUCUCUGGCAUCUGCGGUGGACAGCCUGAGAGCACCAUGGCACUCAUGAACUAAAAGAAAGCAGAGAAUAUGGAGGAAAGGAUUAGUCCACUAAUCAUUUUCUAUAACUCAACUCCGUAGCUCUUGGAGCACCUUGAGCCUCUCUUAACACCACAUUAAUCUUGAACCUAUCAGUCACCUCAGCAAAUCCUAAUCAAGACUGAAAACAUGAAGAUCUUAAAGGAAUGCUCUGGAAAUCAGAGCCUCACUAUCUUCUUUACAUCCCAAACCCUCUGGCCUUACCCCACGGUAUUAGACACACGACUGUACAUUUCUUUCACACCCUCGCUGUGGAACGUCUUGUGAAAUGUUGUCUGUCCUUUUUGUUGUUUUUUUUAAUUCUUCUUACCCUAUGUUCUGUGUGAGUGCAUAUCACCUCUGGGUUUUGCAUGAUAGGAUCAUACAUGGGUAGUAGAUUUGCAUGCUUGUCUCACUACAAAAUACUACUAGACCCUCUUCCUUCCGCCAUACCGCAGUUUUUAUGUCUUUGUUUAUCUGCUGUAUCUGUGACAACAUGUUAUCACUGAUUGUGAAGCACUCCCAGAUAAAGAGGGAGUUAGCAGUCAUCCCAACAUAUUUGGCAUGCACUUACUGGUUGAUUUAUGGUUUUGUAUCAGAACCACUAUCACCUUUUUUAGUUGCCUUUAUGCACUGUAACACUAAUUGGCAGGGUACAUUGCACAUUUCAUGAAGCCAUUGUGUAGCUGAUCUUUAAAGAGAGAGUUGAUAGAAAAGCUAAAGCUAUGCAAUGAAUCAAAAAGCGUCAUGAUCAGGGAUCUGUCAGUUGUUGGAAUGUUUGUCCCUAAGCCUACAUUUGCUGAUUUCCUUGUCAAAAUGAGGAAUAAACUGCAAUAAUGGCAUCGAUGUGUGCCGAACCCUCUCUUUAUCUCCAGUGUUUUAACUGUUGGUAUGUCAGGAAGGUGUGCUCACCACUGAGCAUUAUCAAAUAUUGACAAAACACACCUUUGUGUGUUAGGCUUGGCUUUGUUAAUGACAUCGCUUUACUUAAUCAACAGCCUCUGGACUCAAAGCAAAACUGUUUGCUUUCACAUGUAAAAAUGCAGAGACACUGCAGUCAAAUUGGCCUGAAUGAAAAGCAAAGCCUGACUGGCCAACCAAAAACAUUGUCUUCCUAGUAGUUGAGCACUGAGCAUUGCGUUUAGUUGUGUGUUCAAGAUCAUCUUUGACUUUUGUGCUUUGGGUCAAGGGCUCGCUGAUUACAGUCUAAACAUGAUCUCUAUGUUAACCUUAUUUAUAUGGAGUUAUAUAUUUAUACACACUGGUAAAUGCUUGGCUGGUUACAAUGUCAAUUACCAAACUGUUUUAAUUAUUUAUAUCUGUGUUCUCUUGUGGCCAUAAAUAACACAUACUAUAAUUUGUUCUUUAUGUUUUACUCCAGCUGAACAUGCUUUUAUAUUGUUUCCCGUUUAUGUCAUUUAGUUUUGCAGUAGUCCGGGACAUUUCUGUACCAUGAAUGAGGAGCUCUUUAAGAAGCUUUAAGACAGAAGACAUCUCUUGUCACCAAAUGAAUGUUUUAUUUAUAUAUGAUAGCAACACAUCACUGCAACAUUCAGGAAAUAAAGACAUCUGAUGAUACGUCUUUCUCAUCCAAGUUUGGUUUUUGAUUUGAAUGUACGCUGAUAAAACAAGCAGAA
Molecule: messenger RNA, 2411 nt
Organism: Thunnus maccoyii (southern bluefin tuna)
Lineage: Eukaryota; Metazoa; Chordata; Actinopteri; Scombriformes; Scombridae
Gene: sptssb
Product: serine palmitoyltransferase, small subunit B
Exons: 2
Coding region: 529-771 (80 amino acids)
Biological process (GO): endoplasmic reticulum organization; ceramide biosynthetic process
Cellular component (GO): serine palmitoyltransferase complex
Molecular function (GO): serine C-palmitoyltransferase activity
Source: RefSeq, a predicted model, not a curated record